Molecule: messenger RNA, 2072 nt
Organism: Gastrolobium bilobum
Lineage: Eukaryota; Viridiplantae; Streptophyta; Magnoliopsida; Fabales; Fabaceae
Product: COBRA-like protein 7
Exons: 2
Coding region: 1-1953 (650 amino acids)
Biological process (GO): cellulose microfibril organization
Cellular component (GO): membrane
Source: RefSeq, a predicted model, not a curated record
AUGGCCAUGCAUGUUCAUAGCUGUUUCUGCUUCUUCUUCACCAUCGCCGUCAUAACCAUCUUCUCCGCAAAGCCGUCGUUGUCACAGCCGCAAGCCGCCGAUUCUUGCAACGGAAUACUCCUGUCGUAUGUUCACACCGGCGGCGCGAAGCUUCCGCCGAACGUUUCCGACACGGCGCAGCAACCGUACCGGUUCGAGUCCACGCUCACGGUGCUCAACAACGGGCUCGAGGAGCUUCAGGCUUGGAGGGUGUUCGUGGGGUUUCAGCACCAUGAGUGGUUGGUCUCUGCUUCCAAUGCAGUGCUCGCCGACGGCACGAGCCUCCCCGGCUCCGUCGGGAACGGCACCGUUUUUGCUGGGUCCGGCGUGACCGAUCUUAAGACGGCGGCGGCGACUGCUGGGGACUUGACCCAGAUGCAGGUUCGGGUCGAAUUGGUGGGGACCCAGCUUGGGGUGGCGCCACCCAGCGUCCCCAUGCCUUCUAGCAUAAACCUGGCUAAUGAUGGAUUCGUUUGUGGUAAACCCAUUGGUCAAGGGAACAAUGAGACUCAUGUCUGUUGCACAAGUGAUCCCAAUUUCAAAACAAACAUAGCUACAGAUGAAGAGUUUCUACCUAGACAGAAUGGUGAUCUUAGCAUCAUGUAUGAUGUGAUCAAAGCAUACGAUUCCAAUUACUGGGCUGAGGUUACAAUUGCAAACCAUAACCCCCUUGGCCGUCUUGACAACUGGAGAUUAAGCUGGGACUGGAACAAUGAUGAGUUUAUAUUCACAAUGAAAGGGGCAUAUCCAUCUAUUGUUGAUUCUUCUGAGUGUGUCUUUGGUCCACAAGGUGUAUUCUACAAGGAAAUUGACUUUGCCAAUGUAUUGAAUUGUGAAAAAAGACCAACCAUAAUUGAUCUCCCUCCUACAAGGUUCAAUGAUUCAGACCUUGGCAAAAUUCCAUUUUGCUGUCGGAAUGGUACUAUAUUGCCACCAUCAAUGGAUCCUAGCAUGUCAGCUUCAAGGUUCCAAAUGCAGGUGUACAAAAUGCCACCAAACAUUAACCGCUCCCAGCUUUCACCACCACAAAACUGGGAGAUAAAAGGUACACUCAACCCUGACUAUGCAUGUGGUGCUCCUGUUAGGGUGAGUACUAGUGAAUCUCCAGACGCAACAGGGUUACCAUCAAACAUAUCUGCAAUUGCUAGUUGGCAGGUUGUUUGCAACAUAACAACAAAGUCAAAAGGUGCAACACGUAAAUGUUGUGUCUCAUUUUCAGCCUAUUAUAAUGAAUCAGUUAUUCCUUGUAACACAUGUGCAUGUGGGUGCCCCAAUAACCCACACAGAACCUGUAGUACUGAUGCACCAGCUAUGUGGCUUCCAUCAGAUGCACUUCUUGUUCCUUUUGAGAAUCGAACUGAAAUGGCUGUUACUUGGGCUAGCAUGAAACACCUACCAGUGCCCAACCCUAUGCCUUGUGGUGACAACUGUGGUGUGAGCAUUAACUGGCAUGUAUAUACAGAUUACCGUCGAGGUUGGACUGCAAGGAUCACACUUUUUAAUUGGGAUGAGACAAACUUUGUUGAUUGGUUUGCAGCAGUACAAAUGGACAAAGCAGCAACAGGUUUUGAGGAAAUGUAUUCAUUCAAUGCAAGUACCUUAGGCAGCUUAAACAAUACAAUAGUCAUGCAAGGUAAGCAGGGAUUGAACUUUCUUGUAGCAGAAACAAAUGGUUCUGACCCUCGAAGAGAUCCUAGAGUACCAGGGAAACAACAGUCUGUAAUCUCAUUUACAAAGAAAAAUACUCCUGGAAUCAAUGUGGCUGGUGGUGAUGGAUUUCCCAGUAAAGUGUUCUUCAAUGGGGAGGAAUGCUCUCUUCCAUCUGUAUAUCCAAGCAGUGGUUUGAGGAAGCAGCUUUCCUUGGCUACUACGAUGUUCCUAAUACUGUUGCCCAUCAUCUUGAUGCUGCAAUAGUGGCUUUGUUUGAUUUUGGAUGAGUGGCUGUUGUUCUGAGACAGGAUUUAUAUAGUUGAUCAUCAUAGAAACUCAGUGAGAAACAUCAUGCUGUGUAUCCAUUUCGGAUGUUGUGGCAA